AUGCUACGGAAGUUGGCCUUGUUAGCAGUUUGGAUGGUGAUGGUUCCAUCACAAAUCCUACGUCCGCGAGGACCACGUUAUGAAUCCAUCGACGAUCUUCCAGCGUUCUACAGAAUGCUCACAGCCGAAAUCGGUAAAAUGGUACCACCUGAGUAUCAGCCUCAACACCAGUACUACGCACAACUCUUUCAGCCGUACUAUCCCUACAGCAAAGCUCAGGUUGACGCUAUGUUACUCGGCAACUUAGUGACGCAAACGCAAUCAUCUCCUCUCAAUUACGAGCUCCUGCCACCUGGUUACAGUGGGUAG
Haemonchus placei is the source of this 309-nucleotide messenger RNA. NCBI's taxonomy places the organism in Eukaryota, Metazoa, Nematoda, Chromadorea, Rhabditida, Trichostrongylidae. The record is from the annotation of a GenBank genome assembly.